Athalia rosae (coleseed sawfly) is the source of this 722-nucleotide messenger RNA. Its product is annotated as peptidyl-tRNA hydrolase 2, mitochondrial. Gene Ontology annotation, cellular component: cytosol; mitochondrion. Lineage: Eukaryota; Metazoa; Arthropoda; Insecta; Hymenoptera; Athaliidae. The transcript is spliced from 3 exons. Gene Ontology annotation, molecular function: peptidyl-tRNA hydrolase activity. The record is from RefSeq and is a predicted model, not a curated record. The coding region runs from base 162 to 686 and encodes 174 amino acids.
ACUUAACACACCAACCGACCAACGGACCAACGAGAUCCUUACAAAUAUCAAUUAUCAAGAAUAAGUUAUGGUUAUGGUUAGAUUACAUGUGGAAGAUGCAGAGGUAGCGAUAGUAUACUGGUUCGUUCUAUUUAUUUCUCGAUUCAAAAAUCCAUUGCAACAUGGAAAUACUGGAAAUAACUCGCAACUUUGUCUUGGAGCCUAGAUUUAUACUGGGGUUCGGCUUAGGAAUUAGCUACAGUUUGUUCAAGUUCUUCCAAAAGAAAUGCACGUCUAAUUCGGAAAAAACGCAGGAUGAUGAUCAAAAUGAAAAUACGAUAUUCACAGAUAGUAACAGUAAUUAUAAGCUCGUCUUGGUCAUCAGAACCGAUUUAAAAAUGGGCAAAGGAAAGGUAGCUGCUCAAUGUUCACAUGCUGCGGUUGCAGCCUAUAAAUUGGCUAGAAGGUACCCAAAAAUAUUGAAAGAAUGGGAAGAUUGCGGUCAAGCCAAAAUUACAUUAAAGGUGGACAACGAAGCAGCUUUGAACGAACUGGCAAAGCACGCCAAAGCGGUUGGUCUUUUAUCUAACAUAGUACAAGAUGCUGGUCGAACCCAGAUCGCAUCUGGAUCUAGAACUGUUUGUGGGAUUGGUCCAGGCCCGGAAGAUUUAAUAGACCAGGUAACAGGACACUUGAAGUUAUUUUAAUGUUUUCAUCAAUAAAUAAAAAAUAUUCUAAACAAA